UCGUUCUUCAUUUCUAGCUUGAAAAAUGGCUUCACCACCUAAAAAACUGAAAAUUGAGGCGAACGGAUCUCGUUUAAGUAAACUUUUGAUAAAUAAAGGAACACAAGCCUUGAAAGCAAAAUUCCAAACUUUGAUAAGCCCUUUAAAUUUGGCUGCAAAAUUCAAUGAUCCUUCUACAAAGAGUAAAUUGACAUCACUAAAAUUCAAAUUCAUCAACAAAGAGCAAUGGAACCUUCUUUACCCAUCAACUGGCUCACCUGACAUUGAAAAAUAUGAUAUUUCAUUAUUGACUGUUUUGUUACGAAACAUUUGUGGCUUAACAGAACCAUCUGGAGGAUGGAAUAAUCUUCCUUCCUCUUCACAUAUUUCUAUCUCAGAUAAUAUUGCAAGAAUAAAGUUUUAUCGAAACAAAGUGUACGGUCACAUAACUACAACUAGUGUAGAUGACAGUGAGUUUGUGCACUUAUGGCAGGAAAUUUCAAAAGCAUUGGUUGGUUUGGGUAUUCAACAAACUGAAAUAGAUGAAUUAAAUAAAGCUCCCCUCAGUUCUGAAGAGGCAAACUAUAUUGAAAUAUUGAAAAACUGGUAUGAAAAAGAACAACAGUUAAUCAAUGUCGCAGAGGAAACUAAAGAGGAUGUAAAAGAAUUAAAAAAAGAUUUUGAUGUUAUAAAAAAUAAAGUUGAAGAAAUUAAAGAAAACAUGCCAACAAAAGCUGAUGUAGAAAAGCUACAGGGCAAAAUGUGCUCAGAUCUUCAGAAACUUGGAAAGUGUAAGUUUGAUGGUCUUAUAAAAGAUCUUAACAAGAAAUACCUUGAAGGCACUAGACAAUGGUUAUUUGAAGAACUUGACACUUGGUUUAACGAUAGAAGGGAAAAUGCUUCUAAUGUCAUGAUUUUGAUUGCCGGUCCUGGUGUUGGUAAAAGUGUGUUUGCUGCUGAGGUGUGUCGACGAUAUUCUGAAAAGAAGAAACUUGCUGCUUCUCAUUUCUGCAGAUAUAAUAAAUCAGAUUAUAGAAAUCCUCAAAUAUUGAUAGAAUCAUUGGCUAGUAGCAUGUGUGAUACAAUAUCAGAUUUUAAAUUUAAACUGAAUGAAGAAUUACAGAGAAACCAUUCCAAAGAAUCAAUCACCGAUAAAUUUGUUGUUUUAUUAAAUAAUCCAUUGCAUUCAUUAGAAGAUCGUGAACCAAUGCUUUUGGUAAUUGAUGCAUUAGAUGAAAGUCAAGUUGAUGGCAAAAGUGAAUUGUUGGAAUUGAUUACUGAUGAAUUUGGCCGACUACCUAAAUGGAUUAAAAUCUUCAUCACCAGUCGUCCAGAACUUCCUGUUCAAACAGAAUUGAAAGACAUGAAUCCUGUAGAAAUAGAAACUCAGCCUCAUGAUAGAAAGAACAAAUACGAUCUGUGCCAGUAUUUAGCACAUGAGUUGAAGAGUAAUUUCUUCAUUGCUGACAAGCGGCACGAAGACAGUGAUGACAGUGUUGACGAUUAUUACGAUUACAAGGUUUUCCGUUUAUUAAUUGAAAAAUGCGAGGGUUCGUUUCUGUACGCUUACCACGCACAAGAGAGUUUAAAAAAAGAAAAAACUGAGCUAACUGUCGAGAAUAUUAAACAAUUGGUUCCUACUGGAUUGAGUAAAUUUUACAAAGAAGAAUUCAAGAGAUUAAAUGAAUUGUUGAAAGGAAUAAUUUUAUCAACACACAAAAAACCCAUUAUUUCCGAUAAAAACUUUACGGAAUGUCUUGAAGUGUUGGUGACUUAUCAAAGUACUGCACUCGAUGGUUCAAGAUUGGAUAAGUGGGAUGAUGUAGUCACAUUAAUGUCACUGUAUGACCACCAUGAAUUUCGACCAUCAAAGAAAUUUGGUUUUGUACGUGGAAACAUCUGUUGUUGCUCUUUUUCACCUGCCGGAAGUAGACUGGUAACUAGUGAUGGAUCUACUCAAGUAAAGUUGUGGGACGUUAACAAUGGACGUUUGUUAUUGUGUCUACAGUCACAUGAUGCCGUUAAUCGUUGCUCUUUCUCAGAUUCUGAUUCUACUAAAGCAAAGCAUGUUGACAUUGGAUUUAAACCUAAGAAAAUCUUAAAAUUUGGUGAUGUCUUAGUUUGUAACGACCGUAGAGGUUUUGUUCAAGUUGUUAGAAUUACCAAGGAUGCACAGACGGUCGUUGAUAUAUAUUUAAAUUACGACUGUGAAUUGGCUUUGUCGAAUAUCUUUCAAAGAUUGAUCUAUGCUUUCUCUAAAGUUGCCCAAGGACGUCAAGCUAUUGAAUUAGGAGCGACACCAGUUCAAGAACGCAGUAUUCUUAUCAAAGGUCUGGAAUGUCUCGUUUCUAUUCCUAAAUGUAUGGUAGAAUGGAGCAGGGAUCUUUACUUUAAACCUAUUUCUCAGGUGGACGAUAAUUUUGGUGAGUUUUAA
Messenger RNA from Xenia sp. Carnegie-2017, 2413 nucleotides. RefSeq lists its product as uncharacterized. The record is from RefSeq and is a predicted model, not a curated record. Gene Ontology annotation, molecular function: protein binding. Bases 26 to 2413 code for a protein of 795 amino acids. Lineage: Eukaryota; Metazoa; Cnidaria; Anthozoa; Malacalcyonacea; Xeniidae. The transcript has 6 exons.